This is a messenger RNA of Mastomys coucha (southern multimammate mouse), 1105 nucleotides long. RefSeq names its product vomeronasal type-1 receptor 4-like. NCBI's taxonomy places the organism in Eukaryota, Metazoa, Chordata, Mammalia, Rodentia, Muridae. Gene Ontology annotation, cellular component: membrane. Gene Ontology annotation, molecular function: pheromone receptor activity. Gene Ontology annotation, biological process: G protein-coupled receptor signaling pathway. The record is from RefSeq and is a predicted model, not a curated record. The transcript has a single exon. The coding region runs from base 29 to 1012 and encodes 327 amino acids.
GUCUAGCAUUAAGAAGGCUUUCUUCCGAAUGUCCGCAUCCUGUAUACAAGUUUUUCUACCUAGGAAGGAAGAAAUGAUUUUGAAGUAUAUUAAAAAAAUUAUUUUCCCCUCUAUAACCGUGCUUGGCACUCUGGGGAACAUGACUAUUUCUAUGAAUUAUAUGUUCAGAUGGUGGGGAAGCCCUGAGAAGAAACCCAUACACCUUAUUCUCAUCCACUUGGCCUUUACAAAUAUCAUACUCCUUCUAUCAAAAGGAUUGCCUAAGACAAUAGAAGCUUUUGGUUUUAGAAACUUUCUAGAUGAAAUAGGCUGUAAGAUCAUUGUUUACCUGGGGAGGGUGGCCCGUGGCCUCUCCCUCUGCACCAGCAGUCUUCUCACUGUGGUCCAGGCCAUCAUCAUCAGUCCUAGAGGAUCUGGGUGGAGGAGGCUCAGGCCAAAAUCUGCAUGGCACAUUCUUCUAUUCUUCUUAUUUUUUUGGGUACUCAGUGCUUUAAUAAGUAUGAACCUAAUCUAUUUUAUCACAAGUACAGGUCUGAAUACAUCACAGCUUAAGAAUAGUGACAACUAUUGCUAUUUUAUGCUCCAAAGUCAGGAAAUAAAAUGGAUUUUUCUCCCUCUCAUGGUCCUUCGAGAUGCAGUGUUUCAGGGUGCCAUGGGAGGGGCCAGUGGCUACAUGUUAUUUCUUCUCCACAAGCACCACCAGCAUGUCCUCUACCUUCAGAACUCCAAGCUUCUCUACAGAACUCCCCCUGAGCUGAGAGCUGCUCAAAGUGUUCUCCUUCUGAUGCUCUGUUUUGUUUUAUUCUACUGGACAGAUGGUACUUUUUCCCUAAUUUUAAGUCUCUUAUCAAGGGACAAUACAUUGAUGGCAAAUACUCUAGAAUUUCUGACCCUUGGUUAUGCAACUUUUAGCUCCUUCGUGCUGAUUCACAGGGAAGGGUUUCUGGUUGGUUGUUGGCAUGCUCAGAUAGAGAAAUUGAGAAAAUGUCACUCUCAUUUAUAUGCCCAAUAGGUGUCAAAAAACCCCUCAAUUCUUCAAUAUUGUAGGUAAGACAAAAAUCCCACAAAGCAGUUCAUGCAUAUGAUUAUUCUCAAAUACUCCUCC